Messenger RNA from Wallemia ichthyophaga EXF-994, 2082 nucleotides. Its product is annotated as Cell division control protein 45-like protein. The record is from RefSeq and is a predicted model, not a curated record. NCBI's taxonomy places the organism in Eukaryota, Fungi, Basidiomycota, Wallemiomycetes, Wallemiales, Wallemiaceae. Gene Ontology annotation, biological process: double-strand break repair via break-induced replication; mitotic DNA replication preinitiation complex assembly; DNA replication initiation. The transcript has 5 exons. The coding region runs from base 1 to 2082 and encodes 693 amino acids. Gene Ontology annotation, molecular function: chromatin binding; single-stranded DNA binding; DNA replication origin binding. Gene Ontology annotation, cellular component: DNA replication preinitiation complex.
AUGCUGCUAGCACCGCCAGACACAAGCAAUCCGCGCAUUAAAUCGUAUGGAUCAGCCUACAAAGAGAUAAUAAAUACAUCGAGGAAGCGUCAAUCAUCAGCCAAUGCGGUUGUGAUACUAGCAGCACCUGACGUUGAUGCUCUAUGUGGCGUUCGUAUCCUGGUAGAUAUGCUCAAAAUUGACGGCAUAUUGCACAAUGUCAGAGUUGUGAGUGGAUACGCUGAGCUGGAGAACGUUAGAGGUGAAAUCGUGGAGGAUCCUGAGCUCCACAGCGUCGUGAUUCUAGGAUUUGGAAGCUUACUCACACUAUCUUCUCAAUUUGCCUUGCAUUCUGGCGUUACAGUCCACCUCGUUGAUUCAUCAAGACCUUGGAACUUAGCCAACGCGUUUGGAGGGUUUGGCGGAGGCGAAUAUGAUGAAGCGAAAGUACUAGUUUGGGACGAUGGCUAUUACAAUGCCAAAGAAAUGGAAGAUCUUAAGAAGAGCUGGGAGGCACUGGAGUAUGACCCUGAAGACUCAGAAGAUGAUUCGGAAGACUCAGAGGACUCCUUGGACGAUGAUAGCGAAGAUGACAAUGACAACGGUGUUGCCGAUAGUGAUGAGGACGCAAAUCCACCUGCUAAAAGAGCAAGACUCAAUCCAAAGAAAGCUCGAAAGAAGCUCAAGCAAGACAGACAGGUACACAGAAGCAAGCUUUCAAAGUACUACAAUAGCGGCUCUUCGCAUGGCAUGAGCGUAAGCUGCGUAAUGUAUAUUUUAACAGUAGAACUCGAACGCGCUGUCAACGAUCUCGUCUGGUAUGCCAUACUUGGGUUGACAUAUCAGUACAUCUCAGCUCAAAUAUCACGCUCCCAAUAUGACGAUCGAUAUGUUCUCUUGCGAGAUGAAGUAGCCCGUCUGAAUCCACCAACGAUAGGUGAGACGGUCACCAAUCCAGAUGAUUACAGCAUAUCAAUCAAAGAAGAGUUACGAUUCCCUUUGCUUCGUCACUGGAGCUUAUACGAUAGUAUGAUACACUCAGAAUACAUAGCGAGUAAACUAGGUAUAUGGAAAGAGGGAGGCAAAAAGCGAUUACAUGGAUUCCUUGCAGAGAUGGGUUUGCCGUUAGUGCAAGCUCAACAGUCCUAUGCUCACAUGGAUACGGAUUUAAAGCGAGCUUUACCUGUGAAGGUGGAGAACACUGCACCUAGACACCAGUUAGUAGAUUUGUCGUACCCUUCAUUUGUUAGGAGCUUUGGUUUGAGAUCACUUCCGCUGGCUGCUGCUGAUGCGGUAGAGGCUAUCAACGCACUGUUGCAGGCAGCAACUGGCAUCAAUAUCUACGUUGAUGACGGCAAAGGCGGUGGUGAACUGUUCAGUAACGUUCGAUUGUGGGAAAUUACGAGUCUGUUCGGCAAUACAGUUGACAACAAAGAAAAUAAGCGCAAUCUUACAUUCUUUGGUCAGAUGGAGGAAGGUGAUGAAGAUAUUACUGCACUUAUAAAGAAGAAAAAUGAUGAAAGGAGCUGGGAAAGGAAUUUCUGGAUUGCGUAUGAUGCUUUAAACAAUAAUGUUUCCAGGCUUAGAGCAUCUAUUCCAUUAUGUAUCUCUUUGCAUAGAGCAGUGCUACGGACCGGAGCAAGUUUAAUUGAACAGAAGGUCAUUCGGAAUCUCAGUCUGUUCAGGCUGGCUAUCUUGAAAGAAGGGCCAGAUCUCGCACUAUUUUGCAACCCAGCACCCCUUUCUCGUCUAACAAAGUGGCUGAUAGAAGCAUUGAGAGAUCGUAUUGUCUCCAAGACUAAAGGUGGCAAGGUUAUAGACCCGCGCACUGGGUCACAAAAGAGAUUGAAAGACCUACCAUUUAUCGUUGGAUGUCUAAACGAAAAGACUGGCACCUACCUCGUUGCAGGUAUGACAGGUUCCACUUUAUUUGACGACGCCAGAAAAAAUAAACUGGGUACAGUCUUUCAUGAUGCGGCUGAGUCCACUCGUACUAGAUCUAAGCAUGACUGGUUCGAUACAGCCGUUGUCGAAAUCCACGGUGAUGAUCUCCAAGAUUUUAUCGAAGGUGUACAAGCAGGUCUGGCAGAAAGCAAUUAUUAG